Meloidogyne enterolobii is the source of this 981-nucleotide messenger RNA. The record is from the annotation of a GenBank genome assembly. Lineage: Eukaryota; Metazoa; Nematoda; Chromadorea; Rhabditida; Meloidogynidae.
UUCCAAAAAAUAAAAAAAAAUUUUCACAAAAUUUCAAUAAUUUAUCCAAUGAAGAUUUUUUUAAAAAUAUUGUUAAUUUUUUUAUUAUUAUUCUGCAACCAUUAUUUAGCUAAUGCUGGUGAACGACUUCCUUUUGAUACUCUAUGGAAAUCAGCAGAAGGGGGUUUACAAAUAUUUGAAGAAGACCAUGAAGAAAACAAAUUAAAUAAAAUUCAAAAAUCAUUUUUUAAUGAAGAAGAAAAUUCAAAUAAAAUUAGAGGAAUAAAUUUACAAAUUUUUUGUUUUGGAAAUGGAAAGAAUUUUCAAUUAGGGUCUUGUAGCUCUACUUUCUUAAAUUGUGGAGAUUUUAAUAAUUUAAAGCAAAAAUUUAAUUUUGAAGAAUGCCCCAUAGGGCAAGUUUUUAUUGGGAAUAAAUGCAAACCAGCCCGUCGUGUUAAAGAUUGUUUCCUCCCUCAAGUAAAUUUACUCAACGAUGCUACCGAAAAAUUGGCACAAGCAGUCCAUUUCUGUGCUCGACAUACACCUUUUACCUCCACAAUUUAUUUCCUCGAUGGACAUUCUACCGAAGAACACUGUUCUAGACAGGCCUUGAUUUGUAGAGGAGCGGCUGCAAAGCCGUUGGCUAUUAGCUGUCCUCCAGGCAGCAAAAUUCUUUUAAUGAAAAAUAUGACAUGUUCAAAAUCACCCCAACAUUGUAACCAAGCAAUUAAAGAAAAUAUAACACCUAUACGUACACAUUUAUUACGACAAUUAUGUGAGGAAAAAGGAGGGGUUCCUCUAUUUCCCCAAUCCUUGAUGAAGGCAAAUGAGGAAAGAUGUAAAAAUUGGUAUGCUGUCUGUGAUGAAUUUAAAGAGCCAGAAUUUGUCUUCUGUGAUGGAGGAAACAUUUUUGACAAAGAAAGGGGGUUGUGUAGGCGCAUACUUCCUGAAGACCAAUGUCCACAUCUUAGCGCGUGCAGGCAACUUAAAAAAUUUUUUUGA